AUGGGAUUCUUUAAGAAUGUCGUUGAACCAGCAGCAAUCGCCCUCGCCUUCACAGCCGGCACCAUAAUCAACCGCCGCCGGACAAAGCUGCACGCCGCGCAGACAACGCACACCACCGUCCGCGAUAUCGAGACUUUGCCGGAGGUCUUGUCGUGGAUAUGUGCGACGUUUCCGUUCUUGAAGGAGGUUUGGUAUUGGUUACUUACAUACUGGAUCUACCAACUCAGCCGCGCCUUUUCCGCACGCAUCAUCGCCCCCCACCCCCAAAUCUACCUCCUCGCCAAGCAGCACGCCCUCCAGCUCCUCUCCAUCGAGCACGCCCUCGGCAUCGACAUCGAGCAGUCCCUCCAGGCCUACAUCCUCACCCGGCACCCGGGUCUCAUGCCCGUCCUCCGCCAGAUCUACCAGUCGCACAUCAUCGUCGGCGUCGUCUUCAUCGUCUACACGUACACCGUCCUGCCCACGCCGCUCUUCCGUCGCAUCCGGAGGACCAUUGCCAUGGACAAUCUGAUUGCCUUUGUCAUCGUCUCGCUAUGGCGGUGUUAUCCGCCGCGGAUGCUGCCCCCGGAAUUCGGCUUCGUGGAUAUCCUGCACGCGUCGAAGCCGGCGUCCGUCUGGACGGACAAUAGGUUCCGCCUGACAAUUGCUGCGAUGCCGAGCCUGCACUUCGGCACGUCGCUCUUCUUCGCGGUGUGCCUUGCCAGGUUCAGCCCGCAUGUCUUGGUUCGCGUGCUGGCGCCGCUGUGGCCGCUGGCCAUGUUCGUCACGGUCGUCGCCACGGCGAACCACUUCGUGCUGGACCUCGUCGCCGGGGCCGUGGUGCCGCUGCUGGGCUGGCGCUGGAACAGGGCGCUGCUGGUGCUCGAGGGGGUGCAGGACUGGGUGUUUGCGCCCGUGGUCGAGAGGAUGGAUCCCAAGACUGGGGUGUGGAAGUGA
Messenger RNA from Trichoderma citrinoviride, 936 nucleotides. RefSeq lists its product as hypothetical. The record is from RefSeq and is a predicted model, not a curated record. NCBI's taxonomy places the organism in Eukaryota, Fungi, Ascomycota, Sordariomycetes, Hypocreales, Hypocreaceae. Gene Ontology annotation, molecular function: inositol phosphoceramide synthase activity. Bases 1 to 936 code for a protein of 311 amino acids. Gene Ontology annotation, cellular component: inositol phosphoceramide synthase complex. Gene Ontology annotation, biological process: inositol phosphoceramide metabolic process; sphingolipid biosynthetic process. The transcript has 4 exons.